Molecule: messenger RNA, 2313 nt
Organism: Ictalurus furcatus (blue catfish)
Lineage: Eukaryota; Metazoa; Chordata; Actinopteri; Siluriformes; Ictaluridae
Product: microfibril-associated glycoprotein 4-like
Exons: 5
Coding region: 918-1640 (240 amino acids)
Biological process (GO): elastic fiber assembly
Source: RefSeq, a predicted model, not a curated record
CUGGGUUGUCUUUUUAUGCAUAAAGUUACACACACUCAGGAGCAUGAGUAGGAGACAGACAUUUUUCCAAACUGAUGGGAUUCUCACGAAUACACAAAUGAACAGUUUAUUAAUAAACCCAUUUACAUUCAGCUUGAUCAGUGAGACUCAAUGUGCAUAAAUCUUCCUUAAUCGUUAAUUAUUAAAUAGAUUUAGGCCUAUGUUGGGUUAUCCGUGUGGAAAAACAACUGUGGUAAAAGAUUAAACCGGAUAGAAGCAGGGAGAUGUUGGUACAGGUAUUGCAUGAAAACACACGUUUGUCAAUACUCAUGAAAGAGCCUGAAUUAUUUACGUUAUGGAUGUUGGUAUGCACAGGAUAGCAGGGAAAGUCCCUACAGGUUGCCGGAUGAGUUUAAGGUUAGCCUGACCUUUGAGAACUGAUAAAGCUUUGCACAAUUGUGUUGUCAUUAAAAAAUUUUUUUUAAGUUUGUCUUACUGGUAACUCAACAUAACGGUAACUCAGUUAUCUGCCACUGGUGAAGAUUAAGUCAAGAUUAGGUCAUUUCAUACCUAAACCAGCAGAAUGAGCAGUGUAUAAUAAGGGCUCAGUUUCAGUGGGAAAAAGGCUUCCUGAAGAACUGGAUUUAAUAUAAUGAAAUUCAUUAUAAGGUGAAAACAUUUUGAGAAGAGAUCAUCUGAACAGUAUUUUUAGUUCUGCUGUACUAUACUGUAUAUAAUGUAUUCAGUCUCUGCAAUCCAGAGUUGGAAUUUCCAAUAUUCCAAGAGUGGCUAAAGCGGAAAAACACAAAUUGCACAAUAAUAACAUGUAAAUAUUGCCUGAGCAUAGGUCACGUCACUAAAUAUGACUCUGAAAUCCCUGGCUAAAUGACUGCAAUUUUCUUUACUUUUCACGGGCUGUUUUGAGAUCGACUCUAACAAUGAUGAUCCUAUUAGUGUUUUUAUGGAUGAGUGUGAGGGUUCAGUCUAAAAGCCUGAUGUUCCAGCCUCUAGACUGUGCAGACAUUUAUAACGACAGUUCUUGGACAAGUGGAGUACACAUGAUCUACCCUGCUGGACCGAACUCUGGUCGCUAUGUGUACUGUGACAUGUACACUGAUGGAGGAAAAUGGACCGUGUUCCAGAGAAGAAUGGAUGGCACUGUGAACUUCUACAGAGGAUGGGAUCAGUACAAGAACGGCUUUGGACAUGCAGCUGGAGAAUACUGGCUGGGACUUGAGACAAUUCAUCUCCUCACCCUGAAGAAGAACUAUGAGCUGCGAGUAGAUAUAGAGGACUUCAAAGGAAAUAAGGUCUAUGCAAAAUACAAAUCAUUUGGCAUUUCUCCAAUGGCUAUUAAUGCAGAACUGGAUGGCUACAAACUGCACGUGUCUGAUUUUGAAGAUGGUGGUGCAGGAGAUUCGUUGUCAUACCACAGUGGAUCAAAGUUCUCAACCUUUGACAAAGAUCAGGAUUCAUUUGAAGGAAAUUGUGCUGCUUCCUAUGCAGGAGCAUACUGGUAUAACUCCUGCUACAACUCCAACCCAAAUGGACUUUAUACGUGGGGAGAAGAAUUGCAAAUCGGACUCAACUGGAGAACUUGGAAAGGCUUUAAGUCAGUGAAAAGCAUCUCAAUGAUGAUGAGACCAGUGAAUCUGGCCUGACCACCAAAACACGUCAUUGAGAAGAAGAAAAAGAAAAAAAUUAACUACCAUUUUUAUGGACCAAGUAUGAGUACAAGCAUGUGUAAAAUUAUAUGUUUUUUUUGGUACUUGUCAAUACCUAUACUGAUAUGAGUAACCUACUUAGUAUUACUUAGUAAUAGUAUUACUGCACUUGCACUCUGCACAAUGACAAUAAAGCUGAAUCUAAUCUAAUCUAAUCUAAUCACCAAUCAUGGAACAUGUUAUUGUUAUAGCUGUUUAUGUUUCCCCGGUUUACAUAUUGGCUAUGAAAAGCACAUACACUGCACUGAGUCUACUAGGUGCAUUCUUUAUAACGUUAGCUAGCCAAUUUUAAAUGAAGUACAUUAGCUAGCUGCAAGAAUGACCUUGGAUAGAUUAGUACUGUAUUAGAGAAUUGAGGGUUUUCUUUCACUUUGCAAACAAGCUUCUGUACGGCUGUAAGUUAUAUUGUACUGUUUUCAUUGCAUCAGAGCUCCUCAUCAAGACCAACAUACUGGGUAAGAGCUGUUAUAUUCCCUCACCUAGGCUUGUCUCUAGACAUCUUUGUUGCUAGUAAUGAACUCCUUGUGCUGAGUUUCAUUUUAUAGGAAGACAUCAUCUGCUCUGCUUUGAUUGCCUUGAUCAUGAGUGAAAUAAAUCCAGAUCACUGUCA